AUGCCUUCACUGUCCAAAGGAGCUAAACAGAAAUGCUUUUAGCGUCCGUGCUUUUAUUGUGAAGAAAGGCACGUGACGAGAACCCUGGUCCCUUAUUGGCCUGUGCUUGUCGGCGGACGCAGGAGGACGGAAGAAGUGAGUUGAUCGUACGCGAUUGAUCCGCGCGCUGAUCAAUGGCUCUCUAUCCCCGCCACGACUGACUGUUGGCCUCCAUGGAAAGGACCAGCCUUCUGAGAGCCAGACAGGCUUCAGCAGAGGAAGCAGAGGAAGCAGAGCUACCAGCGUCAAAUCUGUCUGGCGAAAUGAGACUUGCAAAAAGAUGGGGUUCUCAAAGACGUGUGCUGGUGUGGGGUGGCCUUCUUGGAUCACUGCUGCUGCUGCUGAUGGUGUCCAUGACGCAGUUCCAGUGGCACAUAGACACAGUUCAAGAGUGGCAUGUCAGCCCCACCCACAGGAAGCUUGUGCAGGAUUAUGUACUCAAAGUUCUGGAUGGACAGUGCCGUUUGGACGGUGCCAGAAAACUGCUUUUAACACGACUUCCUACUUCAAGCCAUGUGUCUCAGCCCUUCCUGUGGAAGAACAUGCCGUAUCCUGACGACGUUUUCACGUACGCACCUCCGUUUGGCUUCAGAGGCUUGGAGGAGAACUUGCACACGCUACUGCAACAGCUUCCAAAACUGGACAAGGUCACCCAGCCGGGAAGGACAUCCGAGAAGUGUCAGCGGUGUGUUGUCAUUGGAAAUGGCGGCAUUCUCAAAGGCCUGGAAUUGGGUGCCCUCAUUGAUCAUUUUGACACCAUAAUCAGACUUAAUAGUGGUCCUCUUGGUGAGUACAGCAUUGAUGUGGGGAAUCGCACCAGUAUCAGGAUGAGCUACCCAGAGGGCACUCCGCUCAAUUGGAUGGACACAGACGCACAUGCUCUGUUUGUAGCUGUGGUGUACAAAGGAGUGGAUAUCAGCUGGACAGCUGCUAUGGUCAAUAAACAGCCUGUGCCUUGGAAGGACUGGUUUUUCUUUUGGAAGAAGGUUGCAGCUCAAAUCCCAAUAGAUACCUCAAGAUUCCGGCUUCUUAACCCACUUGUUAUCAGAGAGGCUGCACUGGGUCUGCUGAAGUACCCUCCACCAUCCGCUCGCCUCUGGGGAUGGGACCAGAAUGUGCCGACCAUUGGGAUCACUGCAGUGAACUUGGCCAGCCUUCUGUGCGACGAAGUCAGCAUCGCAGGUUUUGGCUACAACCAUUCCCAGCAGGGGGCGCCACUGCACUACUACGAUCACCAGCCAAUGAGUGCCAUGCUGCAAGAGAAGAUGCACAAUGUGGAUCGAGAAACAGAGCUCCUCCGAAGUCUUGUCAAUGAUGGGGUCAUUACGGACCUGACGGGGGGGAUCCACUGCUACUACUGUACCAGAUGACCCCCACAAACAUUCCCCAAUGCGAGGGCGGCGCAUAGACAUUCGCAGGUCAAAUCAACUAUGAAAUGAUUCACAACUUAAGUUCUUCCAACAAGCAAGUUAAUCAUGAUAGCAAUAUAAACAAAACCAUCUACCUGUUACUGUGCCGCGGAUAUAAUACCAAAGAAAACCACUAUAUUUAUUCUUCUAUUUAUAGAUGUUUUACUGGUUGAUAAAUCAAUGAAAUACAUAUUUUUUUUUAUUAAUGUAUAGAAUGUAUAUAUUUGUCGUGUUUACAACGACAUUCAAACUUAUUUAUUCGGGACUUUUGUUACAUCAGGUUGUCUGUUAAAGAAUGGCUCAACGGGAUCACACGUUACUCAUUUAUCAUGUAAUUUCAACUGGUGUGAUCUCGGAUCUGUCUCCUGAUUUGUCUUAGUCAAUUACUAAUGGUUAGUAGUAUGUUUUUUUUUUUUUUUUACUUUCUUCGUCUUAAUUUUUUUUCCCUUUUUCAAAUGACCUUGUUUUGGUUCACAUUUACACACAAUUCCAAAGUCAUGAAAGGUAUUGUAAAAAAAACAUGUUUUGUAUGUUGCUUCAUAUUGUAUUGCUUUUCUCUCUGAACUUGAAAUAAAAACAAAUCAAUCAUUGCAUAAAAUGA
This is a messenger RNA of Synchiropus splendidus (mandarinfish), 2049 nucleotides long. RefSeq names its product ST3 beta-galactoside alpha-2,3-sialyltransferase 5 (gene st3gal5). The transcript is spliced from 8 exons. Gene Ontology annotation, molecular function: lactosylceramide alpha-2,3-sialyltransferase activity. The record is from RefSeq and is a predicted model, not a curated record. NCBI's taxonomy places the organism in Eukaryota, Metazoa, Chordata, Actinopteri, Syngnathiformes, Callionymidae. The coding region runs from base 213 to 1409 and encodes 398 amino acids.